This is a messenger RNA of Microtus oregoni (creeping vole), 2108 nucleotides long. It is a transcript of the gene Csrnp2, whose product is annotated as cysteine and serine rich nuclear protein 2. The transcript has 5 exons. Gene Ontology annotation, cellular component: nucleus. Lineage: Eukaryota; Metazoa; Chordata; Mammalia; Rodentia; Cricetidae. Gene Ontology annotation, molecular function: sequence-specific DNA binding; DNA-binding transcription factor activity, RNA polymerase II-specific. Bases 367 to 1995 code for a protein of 542 amino acids. The record is from RefSeq and is a predicted model, not a curated record. Gene Ontology annotation, biological process: regulation of transcription by RNA polymerase II.
GUCCUGGCCACGACGCGCCGGCGCCUAUAAGAGGCAGAGCUCCGCAGCCAGAGCCUAUUGUUAGCCGGAGCCGGGGCGGUUCUGGGCUGUGCUGCCCGGGGUGCCCGAGUGCAGAGCCGCCCGCCCCCCGCCGCCUGCCGGCCGGCCCACACACCCUACAGCCCGGGGAGCUACGCGACGGGCCCGGGGACCGGCGCGCCUCGGUCUUCUCUCAGUGCACACGGGCUGACGCGGCAGCGGGGGUGGCGGAGACCCUGACGGGAGAGGCGUCCGCGGCGGGGCCGAAUCUUAAUGCUCCUGGCUAACUGGUGGUGAGCAGCUUUGGGGCCAUCGUGGUUGACUCCCCAAGCAAACCAUUUGAAUCCAAUGGAUGCAUUCUCAGGCUCAGGGCUCAAGAGGAAAUUUGAUGAUGUGGAUGUGGGCUCAUCAGUCUCCAACUCGGAUGAUGAGGUCUCCAGCAGUGACAGCGCUGACAGCUGUGACAGCCUCAACCCUCCUACAACCGCCAGCUUCACACCCACAUCCAUCCUGAAGCGGCAGAAGCAGCUGCGGAGGAAGAAUGUCCGCUUUGACCAGGUGACUGUAUACUACUUUGCCCGGCGCCAGGGCUUCACAAGUGUGCCCAGCCAGGGUGGAAGUUCCUUGGGAAUGGCCCAGCGCCAUAAUUCUGUUCGCAGCUACACCCUUUGUGAAUUCGCACAAGAACAAGAAGUGAACCAUAGAGAGAUUCUUCGUGAGCACCUGAAGGAGGAGAAACUUCAUGCCAAGAAAAUGAAGCUGACCAAGAAUGGGACAGUGGAGUCAGUGGAGGCGGAUGGCUUGACUCUGGAUGACGUCUCAGACGAAGACAUCGAUGUGGAAAACGUGGAGGUGGAUGACUACUUCUUCCUCCAGCCCCUGCCCACCAAGAGGCGGCGGGCCCUGCUGAGAGCAUCCGGGGUCCACCGGAUUGAUGCCGAAGAGAAGCAAGAACUUAGAGCCAUCCGCCUAUCUCGGGAAGAAUGUGGUUGUGACUGUCGGCUCUACUGUGACCCAGAAGCAUGUGCCUGUAGCCAGGCUGGAAUUAAGUGCCAGGUGGAUCGGAUGUCCUUUCCUUGUGGCUGCUCCAGGGAUGGCUGCGGAAACAUGGCGGGGCGAAUUGAGUUUAAUCCGAUCCGAGUGCGGACUCACUACCUCCACACCAUCAUGAAGCUGGAGCUCGAGAGCAAGCGACAGGGGAGUCGCCCAGCAGCCCCUGAGGAUGAGCUCCUGCCCACUACUGGCUGCAGCCUGCCAGGAGCCCAGAGUUCUGAGACACAGGACUUCCAGGAGUUCAUCGCCGAGAACGAGACUGCAGUGAUGCACCUGCAGAGCGCGGAGGAGCUGGAGCGGCUCAAGGCAGAGGAGGACUCGAGCGGCUCCAAUGCUAGCCUGGACUCCAGCAUGGAGAGCCUGGGGGUGUGCAUCCUGGAAGAGCCCCUGGCUGUUCCCCAAGAGCUGUGUCCAGGCCUGGCCACCCCCAUUCUCAUCCAGGCUCAGCUGCCCCCAGGUUCCUCCGUCCUGUGUUUUACCGAGAACUCAGAGCACCCCGCUGCCCCCCCGGUGAGCAACCCAUCCUACUUGAACAGUGGGCCUCUGGUCUACUACCAGGUGGAGCAGAGGCCAGUCUUGGGAGUGAAGGGAGAGUCUGGGUCAGAAGAUGACACAGCCUCCUUCCCUAAGGAGAAAGAUCUGAGCGUGUUCUCCCUCCCCGUUACCUCGCUGGUGGCUCGCAACUCCUCAGACUCAGCUGCCCCCUGUAAACCAGAGGUGGGGAAAACACCCGCUCUCGACCAACAGCUGCCCUAUGACUGUAACCCUAAGCAGCCUGAGAAUGAAGGCUUCCACCCGCCUUGGUCUCCCUCAAGCCUACCCUUCCGAACGGACAAUGGAGAAGGCUGUGGAGUGCAGAACUCCCAGCAGAGCGAGGAUCGGACCCCUGAAGACUCUGCCCUAGAGCUCCCUCUGGCAGUGUGACCUGAGGUAGACACUGCCCGUUCUCUAUUUAUUAUCUAACACCAUUUCAAAACAGGACUGCUGCUCCAAGGUUAUUUUAUUGAAACUCUUAGGAAAAUGGGUAGGAAAGGGUA